Molecule: messenger RNA, 2584 nt
Organism: Mytilus trossulus (common blue mussel)
Lineage: Eukaryota; Metazoa; Mollusca; Bivalvia; Mytilida; Mytilidae
Product: serologically defined colon cancer antigen 8 homolog
Exons: 16
Coding region: 118-2256 (712 amino acids)
Biological process (GO): neuron migration; centrosome cycle; establishment of cell polarity
Cellular component (GO): centriole; centrosome
Source: RefSeq, a predicted model, not a curated record
AAUGCAUUAAUGUAUUGCCAAAUGUAACGAAGUCGUUGAUUGGAUGAUUUAUUUUAGGCCGACAACUUCCGGUAAAAAGAAAACAAACGAAAAACCACUCAUGUCACAUUUGUAAAAAUGUAUGCAUAUACAGAUGAAGAUGCAGUUGAAAAUUACCAUAGAUCAGUGAGAGACAGAGCAAAUGUAAGUUUGCAUGAACUAGAGGAUAUUUUACAAGGAACUUCACAUCAUACAACACUGCAAUCUCAAGCUAAACACCAGCUAGAAUCUGUGUUACAUCCUCGUACUUUGAAAUGGUAUGAAGAAAAUAAUCGCCCCACAAAGUAUAAAGAUGCAGCUAGUCAACUCAACCAAAUCUUGGGUCAUGAGCCACAGAGGUUGCCACCAUCAGGCAGUCCAGAACAGAGGUCAGGGUUGCCAUCAUCAGAGGAGUUGGCUGUUAUUGUACAAACACAGACAGACUAUAUGUAUCAACUAGAAUCAGAAAAUAGAUACUGCAAGGAUGAGCUGUUUGCAAUGAGAGCUAGAUUGAGUGAGCUGAUUGAAGAGAAUAAACGUCUUCAUGAAGAACUGAAGUCAAGUGUUUUACAAGAAAUCAUGGGAGAUGAUAAAGAAAUACACAAGUUGGAUGAUUUGUUCAUGGAAGAAACAGGAGGAAGAAUCUUUCAGAAAAGAGAAUUAAAAAACAUACAAGUUGAAAUGGAAAGGUUGAACUCUCUACAUGCAGCUAAAUGUAACAGAUUGGAAGUACAGUUAGAACAUUCAAGGUCAGAAAUACAGAAAUAUGAACAGAUGAUUGAAGAUUACAAAUCACAACUCCGUGUUCAUGACUCCAUUCCAACAAGAGAUAAUGGAUUCCUACCUUAUGCUGAUGGUCACAAUUCUUUCCAUGUACAUACUAUAAACUCUUUGACAAGGGAAAGAGAUGAAUUAAUGGAUCAGGUUACCAGUUUAAAGACUCGUGUACAUGAGAUGAACCAUAGAGAGGACGAAGCUUAUGGACAAAUGAAGAAAGGCAUUGAACUGGUAGAACAAGCUCAGCUUGAGCAAACACAGGCAUUAGUACAGAAAGAACAAUUAGCUGAAGAAUUAAACAAUAUGAAAGAGAGGUUUGAUAGGAGUAUUCUUGAUACUCAAGCUAGACUACAUGAGGAGAGAGAAUCAGUCCGUAGAGAAAAUAAACUUCUGGUGGAUGAACUGAAUGCUAAGCUGAGGGAGACUUUAGAAAAGAAUGCAGCAUGGUCCGCAGAGUUAGAGAAGCUGUCUCGAGACAAAGUGGCUCUGAUUGGAGAAUUAGAUGAAACAAAGUUACAACUGAAAAGAUUUGACAAAGAAUCAUCUAUUGCUCAUGACACAUUCAGGCAAGAAUCAACUCAUGCUAGUAUCCAAAAGAGUCAUGCUGUACUAGAACUUAGUAAAACAAAGAAGGCAUUUGAAGAACAUGCGGUAGAGACAAAACAGGAAAAGAGCAGAAUGUCAAUGGAAAUUGAAGAUUUAAGGAGAAGAUUGAAAAAAGCAGAGAGAGAUUUAGUAAAUAGUAAAGAAGAAUGUAUUCAUCUAACUUCAAAUACACAGGCAUUAGAAAGAGAGCUGCAUCUGGCUAAAUUAGCACGAGACAGUAUAGAAAGGGGACGAAAUGAAGAUAUGAAAGCUGUGUCUAUCCGUGCCAAACAGAGAGAAGAACAAUUGGGCAGUUUUAUUGAAGAUGUUGAAGAGAAAAAUGCUAGAACAACACAUGACAUGGAUGUUAUGUUAAAGAAACAAAAUCGUCUGAUUGGAAAGUUGAGGGAGGAAUGUAAACGGCAGACAGCUCAAGUAGAAAAACUAGUCAAGAAAAAUAGGAGUGAGUGUGGUAAUUUACGUACACAAAAUGAUGAGUUACGACAUCGAUUAGAACGAGCUGUAACACAUAUGACCACUUUAGAAGAACAGAGUGAACAACAUGACAGAGUACACAAGAAGAUGACAGAAAGGUUAAAAAUGUUGGAUGACCAUGGCCAAAAUCAGUCACAACAGAUUUUAGAGCUUAUAGCGUGUCAAAGUCAUCUGAUGAAAGACAGACAGUUACUUGUUAGAGAAGUGGAAUUUUUACGCAAGGAAAUCGCCAAAUCAAAUGAAGAAGAUCUUAACAAAUUUUUAUCAUCAAACAAACCUUUAGUAGAUGAAAUUAUAUCAACUGUUAAUUCAGAGGAAAAGGAGGCUUAUUUCUCAGGUCCAAAGGAACGUGUACAUUUCGAUGAAUCUACAAAAACAUGACACCCUAAGGGAACAAAAACAUGAUAGUUUUUAAGAAUAUGACUUAUGAUAAAGUGCAUUUAGGCUUUAAAGAGUGGCGAUUCUGCCCUGAAUUCUAAAAAGAGUUUUUAGUUCUGGCAUGUUCAUCUCAGGCAGAAGUUCUGGUUUAUAUACAUUUUGUAAUUUUGAAUACUUUUCAUGUAAGAAGGUUAGUAUAGAAAUAGAUCUUAAAAGAUGGCUACUCUCUUUGGAAUAUUUUCAUCAGAAUAGUUGAGGUUAAAUUUUAUUUGUGUUUUUAAUUUGAAAUGUAAAUGAAAUACAAAUCAAUUUUCGAUUUUAUAAAAAAGAA